AUGACAGAAGAAGACGAAUAUUCUUGUGUCAACAAAACUCAACUCAAGAUUAAGGACAAUUCUGGAAUAAAAAAGAAAAAGAAGAAAAAGGCUAACAAGGAGACUGAAAAAAUAAUUGAAAAUGAAGUUAAACAACAAUUAAAGCAACAAUCCAAUCCAAACUCCAAGACUAAAGCUGAAUUAGCAUUCCAGAAAAUGCAAGAAAAAAUGCAAAAGCAAAGGAUUCUACAAAAAGCUGAAAUGACUCAUAAACAGAGAGUAGAGAAGUUCAAUCAACAUCUAGACAGCUUGACUGAACACUUUGAUAUUCCCAAAGUAUCUUGGACUAAA
Molecule: messenger RNA, 330 nt
Organism: Brenthis ino (lesser marbled fritillary)
Lineage: Eukaryota; Metazoa; Arthropoda; Insecta; Lepidoptera; Nymphalidae
Source: the annotation of a GenBank genome assembly